Mauremys reevesii (Reeves's turtle) is the source of this 5611-nucleotide messenger RNA. RefSeq names its product stereocilin (gene STRC). Gene Ontology annotation, biological process: cell-matrix adhesion. Lineage: Eukaryota; Metazoa; Chordata; Testudines; Geoemydidae. The record is from RefSeq and is a predicted model, not a curated record. Gene Ontology annotation, cellular component: kinocilium; cell surface; stereocilium tip. Bases 1 to 5568 code for a protein of 1855 amino acids. The transcript has 28 exons.
AUGGGGGGCGUCGGCGUGCGAAGGGUGAGUGGGUACAGGAGAUGGGGGUCGUGCGGCGAAGAGGUGUGGGUGCAGGAGAUGGGGGGCGUCGGCGUGCGAAGGUCGGGGGCCCUGCUCCAUGCCGUUUCAGCCAGCUUGGCUUCCCCUGCAGGAGCAGCCCCAGAAGGGCACAGGGUCCCGGUCCGAGACCUCAUCUCCUUCCUGAUGCUGGAGGGUGGGCGGCAGUCGGGUGGCUCAGUCCUGUCCAGCUUUCCAGCAGGCCUGAGGCGGCAGGAGGACGUGAAGUCUCUGGUGAGGAGCGUGCUGGUGGGGCUGGAGUCCCUGGGGAUCCUGCCUACGGUCAGGAGUUCCCCCCUCCAGGCCCUGUGGCAGAGCCGCGGCAGCAGGAGCCAGAUUUCUGGCUUUCUGUACAACGUCUCCAUGCACCUCGAGCAGCAGAAGCUGGACGAACUGGGGGCCAUGCCCUGGGGGAGCCUGCUGCAGCACCUCCUAUCUCAGCCCUCCCCGAGCCCCGCUCUGCAGCUGAGGGAUGUUCUGAUCUCGCUGAGGGGCAGCCGUGACUGGGACAUGCUCUUGAGCCUCAUCCGCAGCCUGCUGAGCCUCUUCAGCAGAGACCAGAGCCUGCUCCUCUUCCUGCAGCAGAACUGGGCGCGGCUUAGCAGCCUGCGGGAGGCUCUGGCCCAGGCGCUGCUCACUGGGGUGCUGGGCCAGGGCAGCCCUGGCUUGCAGGGCACCGAUUGCCCCGUGACAGGCCGGGGGAACUGCAGCUCCAGCACAGACUGGGUGUCACAACUGCUGAAGCUCUUUGAAGGCACCAGCUGGAAGCCAAGGGUUCGUCUGCAGCCUGCGGGCCCCGUCCUGGCUUCUGAACGCUUUAAACCCUUCCACGUGGUGCCCGGGGCCAUCCGAGAGCUGAACCCCAAUGCCAGCAACCUCCUGCAGAUCUCCCGGACCAAGCAGCCAGGGCUGGACUCUGCAGACACCCUCUGGGGGGCCCUGGAGGAGGCCAAGCAGCGCCUCCUGCGGAGGAUGGGCCGAUCACUCUACCCCAGCUUCAGGAGGAAGGUCUCGCGUGUGACGGGUUUGCUGGUGGACAAGGUCUCGGUGGCCCUCGGCGUCCCUCAGUCGGAUCGAGAGGGGAAGUGCACCGUAGGGACCCUGCAGCAGCUUCUGCUGUGGGGCAUCAGGCAUAACAUCAGCUGGAACGCCCGGACCCUAGGGUUCAAGUCUAGGACCUUUCCAUCUCCUCCACCAGUCCUGAGCUGCCUGCAGCCUGCCCGCAAGCCCCCCCACGUCACAAAGAGGGCAUCUGGAGACGCCUGGGGUGCAUCCUGGCCCUCCGCCGAGGUUCUGGAGUCUGCUUGCAAUGACACUAUCCCAGGCCUGCCCGGCAUCUCCAGCUUCACUGUGUAUCUUUACUGCAGCCUAUUCAAUGGCUCAGACAGCUCCAGCCCGCCUCCUUCAGACCUGGGGGCUGCAUGCUCCAGCUCCGCCUGGUAUUUCUCCUCCCCCAGCGGGGACUCCAUGUGGGUGAGGACAUGCAGGGAGUACUUCCCUGGCCAGUUCAACACCACGGUCUGCAGCAAUGCCUCCCUGCUGCAGCUGCCCAGUCCCAACCAGCCUCUGAUGGAGCAGUUGUGUACCAAUCUCUCCCUACCCCCCAAAGGUGACAGCUGUCUAGAGGGGCUGCCUGGGACCCCCUGGAGCCAGGAGGAUUUCUGGAGCUGCUUUCUGGAAAACCAGACUCUCUGGACUCAGCGGCUGUGCACCAAUGAGAGCCUGCAGGCGGUGCCCGCAAAUAGCAGUACCUGGGUCUCCAGACUCUGCCACGGCCACCAGCUCCAGACAAAGACACUGAACUCCUCGCUGCCCAGGAACUCUGAUCCCUGCAAUUUCCAUGCCUGGAGCCUCCAGGCACUCAGGAAUGCUAGCCUGGUGGAGCAGUGCCGGGAGGUGAACCCUGCUCGCUUCCAGGAGCUGGUGUGUGAGAAUUCCUCCCUCCUCCAGUCUUUGGAGUCUUCCCACCCCUGGCUCAUGGAUCACUGCCUGGACUCCCUGCAGAAUGGACAGUGCUUCCUGCAGCGCCUCCUGGACACCCUGCCUAUUUCCUCUCACGUGGAUGCAUCUUGGCUCUGCCGGGACCCUGCGUCCUACCUGCUGGGGCUGGUGUCCCAGCUCACGCACUGCGAGGAGGAGACUUCCCGCUGGAUCCUCAGCAUGAACUAUCUCCUGCUCCUGCUGGACUUCACCCUGCCCUCCUCUGAGCUGGAUGAGGUGGGGCAGGCAGCCAGGGACCAGCUGAGUGAGGCCAUCCUGCUCUCCAGCCUCCUGGACAACGGCUCCUUCUGGGCCUUGCUGAAGGUGAACUACUCCCUGAGCAUCCUGCAGGCCGUGGGCCAGUACCUGAGGCAGGAGCAUGACACCUCCUUCAAGAAAGAGCUGCUGAGCUGCUUCAGCCCUGUGCUCUGGGAUCUGAUCCAAAGAGAAGAGGGUGCCCCGGCGCUGGAAGUCCUUGUGCAGGAAUACCUGCAGAUGCCGCAGGAAGAUUUCCAGCAGCUGCUGCUGUCGGCGGAGAGCGAGGCAGUGCAGCGCUUCCUGGCCCUGCUGCACCGCUCCUGGCCCCAGCUGCAGGUUCCCAUGUCGGAUGAGCAGGCGCUGCAGGCUCUUGCCUCGCGGCUGAUGGGCCGCUUCCCCCAGCUCACUCCGCAGCUCUUUGUUGACCUGUCGCAGUUCAUGCCGUUCAUGGCCGUGUCCGACAUCAUGAGAGUCCCGCCUGCCCUGCUGGCCAAUGAGAGCGUCUUAGCUGCUCUGCGGAGUCACAGCCCCCACAUGAAGCGGGUGCAGAAAAGCGCCUUUGCCAAGCUGCUGCUGCAGGCUCAGCUCCUCGGGGACGUGCCGACGUGGCGCCCAGGCUACCUCCGCACCAUCCAGCCGCUGCUGCCUCACCUGCCGCUUCGCUGCUUUGUGCAGCUCACGCCUCAGCAGAUCCAGGGGCUGGCAGACGGUUGGCAGGAUGUCCGGCUGGGGCUGGCCCAGGGGCGCCAUGUGGCACACAGCUUGAUAAACGUGAGCCGUGGGGCUGGUGAGGAGCAGGUGCACAGGCUGGGGACCCUCGCUUGCUAUCUGAGCCCGGGAGAGCUGCAGGUCCUGGCCCCGCUGCGUGACCCCUGGGGGCCAGUGGAGCAGAGCUUGCUGGCAUGCGCUGCCAAUGGAGUGCUGAGCCAGCACGGGCGGGUUGCCUACGCGCUGGCGGAUUUGUUGCGUUCUGCCAGCCUGGCUGCUGUCGGGCCGCAGGAGCUGCGUGCUUGGCGAGGCAUCGUUCCGGAGCUGGGGGUGAGGUUCCUGCAGCGCCUGUCAGCCACGCAGGUCAGGGCUCUCCUUCCAGAGCUGCAGGCUGCACACCUGACACCUGCCCAGGCGUCUGUGCUGCUCACGCAGGCUGUGCGGACCGAGAAUGUGACGGAGGGUGUGGCGAGCAGCCUGUGCCCCCUGCUGCCAGGCCUUGUGCCCGAGUCCCUCCAGGCCAUUCCCACUCCCACCCUGGCCCAGGCAUGUGAAUGCCAGGCCACCGCUCUGCCUCUGCUCUCGGCCCCCCAGAAGGCAGCCCUGCUGCAGAGGCUCAGCCGGGAGCAGCCGGCCCGGAGCAUCUGGCCUGACUGCCUCUUGCCCUUUGUGCCCCUCAAACUCCUGCACCUGGACGCAGCGACUCUGCUGGGGCAGAGGGGCCGGUUCUGGGAGCUGCCCUGGUCCCAGCAGCAGGCCCAGUUCCUCUGGAGGAAGGUUGAAGCGGGCACCGACGUGAGCCAGGAUACGAUUCGGGCGCUGGGGACUCUGGCAGCUGGCAUGGGCUGUGCCCGCCUGCAGCAGUUCAGUCGGAGGGCAGAUUUCCUGGGGGUUCUCCGGGUUCUCUAUGCGUAUCCCAGCAGCCUGCCUGGGAGCCUGAGGCGGUGUGUCUGGGAGGAAGUCCGCAGGCGGCCGGGACUCUCCGGGGAGGAGCUGGUGUGGCUGGGACCCAAGUUCCUCAUGGAUUUACCGGCGAAGCUUGUGGACAAACUGCCCAACGACUCGGUCAGGCUGAUUCUGGACUUUGUGAGCAGCCACCCCCAGAGUCUGCUGGUGCUGCCGCCCCACCGCCGGGCUGCCCUGGCCCACAGGGCCCUGCGCCUGCUGCAAGCGCCGGCUGAGACCGAGAUCCCAGGCGAGGUGCUGGACCUUCUGGGCCCACUGCUGGGGUUCCUGGGCCAGGAGGCUGCUGCCCGCAUCCAGCCCGAGAGCCUGCUGCUGCGCCUGGAGGAGCUGCAAGGGGCCUGCCUGGCGGAGGGGUUUGCUGAGGAGCUGGGGAGGCUGCUGCUGACGGAGCGGGUGCUGGGCCCGCCGCAGCGCUGGAGCCUCCUGGACGUGCAGCAGCUGGGACGUCUGGUGUUCCUGCUACAGGUGGAGAGCGUCCGGCUCAUCCCGAGGGAGGUGCGGAGCAGAGACACCCUGGAGCAGCUGCUGCAGAGCCAGCAGGAGUGGGAGCACAGCGAGCCAGGCCGGCUGUGCCAAGCCCCUGGUGCCCAGGGAAGGGUGAGGAGCCGGAAGGAGGCACUGGUGGCCUGGCUGGUGAGGAGCAGCCCGGUGGGGGCACAAGACCCUGUUCCCAGCUGCGCUGACAUGCGCGCCACCUACCCUGCGGCCUGGAGUGCAGCACAGAUCGCCAGCAUGGCCCCGUCCCACUUCGAGAGCUGCCUGGGUCUCAUCAGUCAGGACCCUGCACUCUCGCCCGAGCAGCUCCGUGCCGCUCUGGGCAAAGCCAAGCAGCUGUUUGGAACCGCCCAGCCCCUGCAGCCGGUUCACCUCCUGCAGCUGGGCCUGCUGGCCACCCAGCUGAGCGAGCAGGAGCUGCAGGAGCUGGAGCUCUCCAACUGGGGGGCCCUCUCUGUCCUGGGGGUCCUGGAAGGCUGGACCACAAGACAGAUGCGAGCCAUAGUCUCCAGCUUUCUGCGCCAGAGUGGGGUGAGUGUGCAGGGCCUGGCACUCCCAGAGCUGGCUGCCCUCGGCCACCUCCUGUGCGGUCUCCGUGCUGACGAGAUGCGGAUGCUGAACAGCCAGGAGUUCAGCCAGGCUGCCCCAUUUGUGGGCUCCCUGAGGCUUGGCUGCUCCGAGAGGCAGCUGGAGACACUGGCUGAGCUGCUGACGUCCCACUCGGCGUUUGGCCCCGUUAGCAGCUGGGGCCCCGAAAUCUUCACUGAGAUCGGAACACUGGCAGCUGGGCUCCAGGACAUCGCCCUGUCCUCACUCGUCCCCGAGCAAAUCCGGGCGCUGACCCCGCUGGCCAUCGCGGGAAUCCCCGCACCCAAAUUCACUGUGGUUUUCAGCCCAGCCCAGCUGCUGGGCUUCACCAGCGCCCAGGCCUCAGCCGUGACCCCCCAGCAGCGCGCGCGGCUCAGCACCCAGCAGAGGCAAGCAGUGGCCAGUGCCCAGUACGAGGUGGAGGGCGCCCAGGAUGGCAGGGGCAGGAAUCACGCCCGGUGCCAUCCUGGCCCCAGUGCCCUGGCACUGCUCUGUCUGAUGUACAGCUUUGGGUGAGAGCCGCUGGGGCCUGUGUUUAUAAUAAACCCUUCAGCCUGCU